Messenger RNA from Aspergillus sclerotioniger CBS 115572, 2248 nucleotides. RefSeq names its product U2 snRNP complex subunit CUS1. Gene Ontology annotation, cellular component: precatalytic spliceosome; catalytic step 2 spliceosome; U2 snRNP. Gene Ontology annotation, biological process: mRNA splicing, via spliceosome. Lineage: Eukaryota; Fungi; Ascomycota; Eurotiomycetes; Eurotiales; Aspergillaceae. The record is from RefSeq and is a predicted model, not a curated record. The transcript is spliced from 2 exons. Bases 297 to 1940 code for a protein of 547 amino acids.
CGAAUAACGAGAUGUAUAAUCCAUGAAUUGGUUGAGCCGUUGGUAGGCAGAUCACAUGACUAUCAAGGGUAGCACACAGCUAGUGUUAUCAUAACGACAUAGCUUAAACCAGCAGCCUCCGGAUUACAUACACAAGACAACGCCGACAUGCGUUGAAAUGUGUUGCUCUCCUUUUCACGGAAAUCUUGAUAACUCUUUCAAUUUUAAUCCCACUCGGAUCAGGACUUUUUCGAUACAAAAACAGGUUCCGUUCUUUAUUAGCACCGAGAUUUAAAGGAGAAAUUCCCGCCUUGAAAAUGGGCAAAAAUCAGCUGCGAAGGGCAAGAAAGAAGGCUCUAAAAUCCCAGGUGGUUGAGCCGACUUCUGACAACCCCCCCGCGGAAACCCAAGUUGAUGAAACCAUAACGUCGAGUGUCCCCAAGGCGGCCACUAUAGACCUACAACACGCUGUAUCUCCAGAUCCCAACGAUCCGCUAUGGCGGAUAUACAAAGAUAUUGUUGAAAAGUUUGACGAAACGGAGGAUGGGCAAACAGCAUCGAAGGAGACUCUCAAACCAGUAAUAUACUUUGAUGAUGACAAUGACAUACCAGAUGAGGAAGAGAAGGAGCCUUCAUUAUCGAAGCGGAAACGGAAGGAAUUGAACAAGCUUUCUGUCGCUGAGCUGAAAGCAAUGGUUCGGAGACCGGAAAUAGUUGAGUGGACAGAUACGUCAGCUCCUGAUCCUCGACUGCUUGUUCAUUUAAAGGCUCAUCGCAAUGUUGUUCCUGUGCCCUCCCAUUGGUCACUCAAAAGGGAAUAUCUGUCUUCUAAAAGAGGCAUUGAGAAGGCCCCAUUCGCCCUGCCGAGAUUCAUUCAGGAAACUGGGAUCUCGGAGAUGCGUGAUGCUGCUUUGGAGAAGCAGGAGCAGGCAACAUUAAAACAGAAACAGAGAGAGAGAGUUCAACCGAAGAUGGGGAGAUUGGACAUCGAUUAUCAAAAACUAUACGAGGCUUUUUUCCGAUUUCAGACUAAGCCUGAGCUUACUCGGUAUGGUGAAGUCUAUUAUGAGGGGAAGGAAUACGAAACCAAUCUUAGACACCUUCGACCUGGCGAGCUUAGUGCUGAGCUGAAAGAAGCACUUAAUAUGCCACCUGGAGCCCCUCCCCCUUGGUUGAUCAACCAACAACGAUACGGCCCACCUCCUUCUUAUCCUGCCCUGAAGAUCCCAGGCCUUAACGCCCCUCCUCCUCCUGGCGCUAUGUGGGGAUAUCAUCCUGGCGGUUAUGGAAAGCCACCUGUUGAUGAGCAUAACAGACCUCUGUACGGUGGCGACAUAUUUGGUGUGCUACAAUCCCAACAGGCCGUGCAACAGGGCGAACCCGUUGAAAAGGACCUUUGGGGAGAAUUACAAGCCCCUGACAUGUCAGAGGAGGAGAGCGAUGCAGAUGAGGACGGUGACAGUGCCGAUGGUGAGGAAGACGAUAUCGAGGCAGGCGUGCAAACCCCAAGUGGACUAGAAACUCCCAGCGGUCUAACCUCAGCUGUUCCAUCAGAGGUAACUGGUCACGAGAACAUUGCUGGUGAGUUUGAUGUGCGGAAGCACUAUCGGGGAACUCAAACCGAGGAGUCUGUGGGCCAAAGGAGCGCCUUCCAAGUUAUACCAGAGAGGCAAACGCAAGUGCAGGGGUUUUUCGGGGCUGAUAGGGCGUAUGAUCUUAGCGUAUCCUCGAAUGCUCUGCCCGUGCUUGGUUCAGAUGAACAUAGCAAAAAGCGCAAGAGGCCUGGUGACAUUGAUGUGUCUGUUGAUCCGGAUGCCUUGCACGCGAAUGAUGGUUUUGAUCGAGAAGAUAUAAAAAAGCUAUAUGAAUCCCAGCGGCAACAACAUACCCACCCGAAUUGGGAUUUUCAGGAGGAUUUGAGUGAUAUGAUUGCGCGUGAGAGUCGCAAAAGGCUCAGGUAGAACAAGGAACAAGACAGCAGGUGUCUCUUGAUAGCUCUUCCCGCGAAUAACACAAGUUGGACACAUCAAUACUUCGGUCAUUUCGCUAUUCUGUUUUUAAGGCCACAGUAAGACUUGAGGUACCUUAUAAAGCGCGUUGGCGUUGAGCAACACUAUGCCCUGGAUGUGAAGUUGGGAGUCGUACAUGAUCAAUCACUCUAUAUGAUUGUAGCAGUUCCGAUGGUUCUUUUAUAUAAACAUUGCCUGAUAUUAAAGAUGAUUGGGAUAGGAUCUACUUGUCAUGAUAGAAAGCCUGUCAACUAGAUAAG